AUGCUGACAAUUAUAUUUUCUUUCUUUUUUGCUUGUUCUGGAUUUCGCCCGAAUCUUUACAACACAACUUGCCAGGAUGAAGAUCUAGCGCUGAAAUGUGACUCAUUCUGCUAUACCGACUUCUUGACUUGCAAAGAUGACUGCGAGGACUCAAGCUGUGAGCGUAAUUGUCUUGCCGAUUAUACUGAAUGUUACGAGCAAUGUCCAUGUUUCCGAAAAUGUCCAAAUGGAUGCGAUGAUUGUCCGAACUCAAUCUGUUCGUGUAAAAAUCCUGAGCUAAAUAAUCCAUUUUAUCAACAGUGCAUCAAUGAAGCUAUGUACAACGCUAAGCACUGUGUCAAGAACUGCACAGCAUCUCCAUCAUGCUACAACAAAUGCUUCAAUUCGUUUGAUCUUGAAUCCGAAAUGUGCCCAUGCAAUAGUCGAUGUCCAAGAGGAUGCCCAUGUGAUGAUGGUUACAAUUGCCAGGGUUUUUACAUGUUGCUUUCUCAGUAUAGCACUAAAAACACAUACAUUCUUUCUGCAGAUGGACACUUUAAGGAAAAUCGUUAUUUCUCGACACCUCAUGCGAAUUUUUUAAAUUAUGCUGGCCAUGCUAUUCUCAAUGGCGAAGUUUUUCUUUUUGGAGGUUCACAGAACAGAUAUAAGAUAGGAAAAAUAAGUGGCUGCGAGCUAAUCGAUACAGGAAAACGCCUUAUCAACAGCUUCGGAACUGAUUAUGGGGCAACCGUCACGAUUCCUGAGGUCAAAGAUGAGGUCGUUAUCUGUGCAGGGGCCUCAAGCGCGGACAAAUGCGAGGGAUUUGAUGGGGAAACAUCUUUCUCUUUGAGCAACUUAAUGGUGAAGCACGAAUUCGCAUGCAUGGCAACGUAUCAGACACAAGCUGUUAUUGUAGCUGGAGGAAAUACGAACACGGUUGAACUUCUCGCUGUCACUGGCUGGCAAAAUGAGCCGGUUUUCCCGGGCGGUACGGUCAAAAGAUUGAGCUGCGUGUCUGUCGGAGAUGGUCUUAUAACAACUGGAGGAUAUACUGAGGAAACCAGCUCACAUUUAAAAAACGUUUAUCUCUUUCGAGAUGAGCGGUGGACUGUUGCUGGGCAACUCCAAAACAAUUUUAAUUAUCAUUCGAUGCUUUUUCAUGAAAAUUACUUCAUCGCUUUCGGUGGUAACGAUUUUUAUGCUGUCGAGCGUGCUGAAUGGAAUGGUGAAGCUGUUGUUUCGUCUGAAACAUUUUUUACUCACGAAGGAAGUCAGCAUCGGCCGAUCAUUUUUGAGACGACUCCAGACACAUGCAAAGAGUUUUGCAGCGAAGACUAUUGUUAUAUUAUGUAA
Oikopleura dioica is the source of this 1332-nucleotide messenger RNA. The record is from the annotation of a GenBank genome assembly. NCBI's taxonomy places the organism in Eukaryota, Metazoa, Chordata, Appendicularia, Copelata, Oikopleuridae.